Molecule: messenger RNA, 2506 nt
Organism: Chiloscyllium plagiosum (whitespotted bambooshark)
Lineage: Eukaryota; Metazoa; Chordata; Chondrichthyes; Orectolobiformes; Hemiscylliidae
Product: snake venom vascular endothelial growth factor toxin ICPP-like
Biological process (GO): positive regulation of mast cell chemotaxis; positive regulation of protein phosphorylation; positive regulation of endothelial cell proliferation
Cellular component (GO): membrane
Molecular function (GO): chemoattractant activity; vascular endothelial growth factor receptor binding; growth factor activity
Source: RefSeq, a predicted model, not a curated record
CAGCCCAUCCCCUCUCCGCCUGGCCCCAGCUCUGUGCUCCCACUCUCUACAGAUGGUCGCUUUGCUUUGACAUUAAGUUGGAGGUUUUAAAUCCGGAAUCUCUGGGGAUUUUUUUGAGCUCCACCUUAACACAGGGGUCGGGGACGAGCUGGGGAUCCCGUGACUCGGGGGCGCGCCUGGGACUUGGCUCCAAUGUGUAAAAGUUUGAAGUGAGGGAGAUCAGGUCUGAGCUGAGGAUUAACAGAGCUCUGUGUAUCCAGGACCUUGUCUCGGGGAUGGUGUCCCCCUGAAUUGUUGACCUGUUUCCAUUACCUCCCCCCUCACAUUGGGACAGUACAUUCCCUGUCGAUGUGAGGCACCGGAGACAUAUAGCGAUGUGUUGGACCAGUGUCUUGCUCCAUCCAGCUGCUGCUUUGCUGCUGUUCAUGCCCAUCUGUCAGCUGUCUAAAUACACUCCAGGAGUGAUGCCGUUUGAGGAGGUUUGGAAUCGCAGUCACUGUCGGACCAUUGAGGUUUUGGUGGAUGUUGCUCGAGAGUAUCCAAACGAGGCGGAGUAUAUUUUCAAGCCCUCCUGCGUACCCCUCCUACGAUGUGCUGGCUGCUGUGGCGAUGAGAAAUUACGGUGCACAGUACGGGAGAUGUACAACGUAACGAUACAGGUCAUUAAAUUGAAACCUUUGGAUCAUGUGACCAGCCAAGAGGAGAAGAUCUUCACUGAGCACAGCAGCUGUGAAUGUCGGCGGCGACGGAAGCGGUUGAAAAGUGACAGGAGAAACAACAAGAGGAAAGGUCAGAGGCAACGGACAAAGAUAGGAGACAUGCCUGAGCUUAACCAAUGCCCCUCAAUGAGUAGGAGGCACGUCCAAGCAGUCUGAGGCCUGGAUUGUGAGAUCACCGAACUGUAGAGAGACAUUUGAAUGGGGAGCUGCGGCAAUGACGUGCAACAUUGGCAACAGCUCCAUGUUGCUGUGGCUGCCUUUCAUAGUGUGGCUGUCUGAGUGAACCGGAAUUUGCUCAUUUUUGAGGGGGGAAAGGAGGCAGAGAGGGAGAAGUUCUGAAUUGUCCCAGUGCAGGAGGAGGCCAUUCCUCCCGCAGAUCCUGCACUGGCUCUCCGAGCGAGCGUCUUACCUAGCGCUGUUCUCCUGCCUUCUCCCUGUCACCUUGCACAUUCUUCCUACUCUUAAAUCAAUCCAAACGCCCUUUUGAAAAUUGAAAGUGAGCCUGCUUUUUUUUUAAGGCAGUGCAUUCUACAUUGCUUAAGAAAAUAGAUUCUCCUCUGUUUUGCUUCAUCGACCAACUCGGCUUUUAAAUCUAACCUUUCGCUUUGCAAGUGGGAACGGUACCUCCCUAUCUCCUGCAUCCAGCCCCCUGUUGAUUUGGAAAGUCUCUCUCUGCCAUAUUUUCACCAAGGAACACCGUUCCCUUCUGUUAACUGGAAACUGUAAAAGAGUGACUCUUACUUCAAUUGUGAUUUUUAACGAAUAUCCACUCAGCACGAUAUGUUUUAGAACUCCAAUCCAGAAACCUCGUGAGCAGCACGAGUUGAAGAAUUGCGUGUGUCUGUAUUUUUAAACUAAUCUGGAAUUCCCCUCUUUUAUAUCUAAGAAAGGGACUUCCAUUUAUUUAGCACCUUUCGCAGCUUCAGGUUGUUUCCCUGGUUGCUUUCGAGGUGAGAGAUUGAAGCAUAACCACCGCCCUGCAGGAAGUGCCAAUGAGUGCACAGCAAGAUCCCAGAAAGCGGUGUGUCACAAAUGGAUGAUUGCAGAAGGCACCUCUUAAACAAUCUGGGCAGUAGAUUCAUGGGGUCCCCUGAUCCUUUCACAUUACCCUAGUCACUGAUUUCUACUGGGGUUUAGUUGUAGUUGUGCUGACCUGUGUGUGGUCUCUGUGUGGAUAUACUGUGACAUCUGCUGAGGCUCCUGUGGCACACUACCACUGAGACAGAAGGCCUAGGUUCAGGUCUCGCCUGCUCCUGAGGCGUAUCAUAACAUUUCUAAACCGGUUGGUUAGAAUUAUCUGUAAUGUGACACCUGUAGCAAUUUGUCGCAGAGUUAUUCCAGCAUUGAAGAAAGCCAUUAGGUCUCUCUUGGUCUGUACCAGCUCUGAAUGAACAAUUUACUUCUUGCCAUUCUCCCACCUUUUCCCUCUAAUCCUGCAAUUCUUCCUUUUUCAGAUGACAGUAGCCCAACUGAGCCUACCUCCACCACAGCAUCAGGCAGUGCAUUCCAGACUGUGACCGCUUUGAGUGAAAACUAUAUUCCUCAUUGUUUUUUUGCUUAUUUACUUUAAAUCUGUGCCCUCUUGUUCACCAUUGUUUCAAGAGUAAGAACAGUUUCUCCCUAUUUACUCUGCCCAGACCUCCCAGUUUUGAUCCCCAUAUUUAAGAAAGCAUACGCUGGCAUCGGAGGCAGAUUAAAAGAGACGGAUGAUACUGAUUCCUGGGAUGGAGGAGUUAGAGUCAGAGAGAUGUACAGCACGGAAACAGAGCCAAACUCGUCCGUGCCGA